This is a messenger RNA of Scutellospora calospora, 303 nucleotides long. The record is from the annotation of a GenBank genome assembly. Lineage: Eukaryota; Fungi; Glomeromycota; Glomeromycetes; Diversisporales; Gigasporaceae.
AUGCCUUAUGAUUCAGAUAACAGACUUCAAGAUCCUAUUUUAACUCACUCAAGAAAUCAAAAUGUUAAUAAAACAUUAUAUAAUGAUCUUGAUAAUUCAGAUAUUAGUAGUGAUCUAAAUUCUAAUAAUGAAUCAGAUUACUUUGAUGAGUUCGAAAUAGCUCAAGAUAUGGAAAGUUUAAAUAACUUUAAUAAUAUUGAAAAUAUUCAAGAAAAUGAAAGCUCAGAUAUUGAGAUGCAUAGCAAUACAUUAAUGCAACAAAAUAAAGAUUCUACAACAGCAAAUACUUCAUUAAAUAAAUGA